Molecule: messenger RNA, 12547 nt
Organism: Paramuricea clavata
Lineage: Eukaryota; Metazoa; Cnidaria; Anthozoa; Malacalcyonacea; Plexauridae
Source: the annotation of a GenBank genome assembly
GUGAAUACUUUCGACUGAAAAUCAUAGUCAUCCUAAUUACAUAUUCAUGCUGAAAGGAAUACCUUUCUACCACAGAACAAAUAGGGACAACUGUGUCUACGCCGCUCUGUGACAUAUUUACACAGGGUUUAAAAUUAACUUGGCAGGAUAAUGCAAUAUUUUCGCAUGGGCUUCGACCAUGCUCAAAAAAUCUGGCACGUGACAUGAUUUGAGCCAAUCGGGCGAGUCCCCGUUGCGGGAAACCAUGGACGACCACUAGAAUUCGAAAGUAUCAAACUCAGAUAAUUUGAAUUUAUAAUACAUGUACUAGAAUAACAAUAUUACAAUUUGACAAAUGUAAACACAAGUUAGCCAGCCAUGAAUCAGUUCACUUGCUCUGUGUGAUUUUAUACUUUGUUAAAACCUUUUCUGAAGUAUAUUUUCGUAUCGAGGUACCGACUGAUUGAAAAUGUUCCCAUAGAAACGUAUGCCACCGACAGAUUCGCCGAGUCUAAAUACAUAAUACUGUAUCUGGUUUAUAUAUAAAGACACUUGUUACGCAAAUAGCAAUAAUAUUCAUUAUGUGACAUAAUUCCGCAUAACAAAUAUCGAGUAUCUUCGAUAGCGAAAGGAUAUCGGCUUUGAAACGGAGGAAAAUUGUGACACAGAACUCGGACCUUCUCACAGGUGAGUUAAUACAUAUCAUUUACUGUACAAACUUGUUUAAAUUUCGUGCUGUGAUACAAUACAUAACGCAUAAUUAGGAAGAAUAUGUUCAUAACGCGUUUAUUCAUGUAAAAUAUUUUCCUCGAUUUAAAAUUCGGCUGCGAUAAGGAUAAAGUAAUUAUAUCAUUUAAGCCUCUUGCGAGACAGUGGUUAAAAUUGUGCUAGCCUAAUCAUAACACGAAGACGGUUGGAAGUCAUAUUUCUUCUUCCUCAAAAGCGAAGGUAAGCAGACGAAUUCGUCAGUCAUAUAUAGAUAGAUUCGCACGGUAAUAUAUUGUAAUCCUACGCUUCACCUAACUGAUAAGUAGAAUGUUUUCGUACGCCAAUUAUAAAAAAGUCUUUAUAACAUACUGUUUGUGGUAUAACAUUUAAAAACGUUAAAGUAAAAGUAUACUUCAUUCGUUAAAAUACAGCUUUUUAUGUAGUCUGUACACCUCAGGCUCAGUAACGAAAAGAAGGUUUUAAAAAAUAACCGUAUUUCUCCGAGUUGUAUAAGGUAAGAAGAUAUGGUGUCUUCAUGCAGGAACACUACGAUUAUGGAGCAGUGAAACGAUUAAAAUGUCUCCAUUCUUAUCGGAAUAUUGGCGUGAAGUUUUAAAAGUGUUCAGGUUAUUUUAGUCAAACCUUUUAUAAUUGAAAGCUUUACGUUGAAAAUGGACGGAAUCGAAUUAGCCCUCGAUUUUGGCCAAACUGAAUUGAAAGAUUGGAACGUGACAGGCCAACCGAUACAGAUUACAGUCCAAAAGUUUCGACGUAUAAUAUUUACAGUUAACACAGCAAGCUAGUACAUAUUUUAUUGUAUAAAAUGGAAAACUACUAAAGCUAUCCAAAUCAUGCAUUGUAGCCAUACAUCCGAAUAUGGUGACUUUGUAGAUAACUUAGAUUACACUGUACAGGCUCGCGUAGAGGUAUAUAUAACUAUAUAAACCGUCUCUAAACAAUGUUCCAAAAUUUACCACAAUUAGACUAGUCCACAUUUUUUAUUACCUAUAUGAUCAUUCUGUAGCCAACACAAAAGUACAAGAUGCUAAAGCCGUAUAAUUAGGAUAUUGUUAGACUGCACUUUAAUGCCAAGACUUGGCAAUCACGCGUGUUUCAAAGUCUAUAUUUUUAGCGCGAUUUAAUGCAUUUAUGCGAUUAGCAAAUUUCCAUCUCAUGAAUCACAUGGUCCUUUACAUAAUCCUGCGUUAAUUUACCAAUACUUUCAACAAAAUCCCCUGUUCAAACGAGAAUGAAAGUUGAUGAAAGUUGGCAAGCGAGAGUUUGCGUGAGAGCUUCAUCAACUCCAAUAUGCGCCGGUCGAACGAGAACAAGAGUUGCAUGACGGAGUUCAUGACAGUUGACUGGAUAUUACUUGUCAAACGAGCAAAAAUUCUCGUCAAAAUUUGAACCAGCUGGUAAAUUGACGAGAGUCAUGAGAGUCGAUCGGUCCGAUGAGGCCCCGGAUUGGCGAUGAACGCAAGCGAGGUUUGCAACACUCAUCAAGAAUAUCACUCAUGCGGCCAUUGUUUUUGACUUUCAAAAUAAUUACCCCGCGUCACGUUUGUUGUACAUGGAGGCGGGGAAGUAUUUUAUUCAGCUUAAUCUUUUCUCAUUAUAACCACAGUAAGUUCCUCUUUUUGUCUCACAAAUUGAACAAACAUUAUAUAGAAGCCCGUGCGUUUAAACUUCAAGUCUUGAACUGAGUUGAAUUGCCUAUUACGUUUGACAUAUUAUUUUCGUCGUAAAAAGAGAACGUUGGAGUAUAAAAGCUCUUUAAUGCAAUGGCCCAGACACUGAACGCCGCGACGGAUCCGCUAUCUUCACUGACAGAUCCUUAAUUAGCCCUGAUUCAGUUUCACUGAAUACUAGUGGAAGCGCUAAAACGUUUUGAGUUUUUUGGUCUAUAGAUGAUUUUGAAUAUUUCGUUUUAAAUAUACGGUUUUAUUUACUUUCAUAUACUGAGAAAUGGAAUCACGUCCGAUGAAAGGCCUUUGUUUGAAACGUAUAGAUAUGCUUUGUAUAUUUUUUUAGGAAGUUCCGUCCUUCAGACUUCAGCUAUCUGUCAAUAUCAAGGAGUUCAUUUGACUCUCAUGUAGUGGAGUUUUUUUAUCCAAAGUGAAGAGUAAAAUUUGCCGCUUCAAAAUAACUCCACUGCACGAGUAAAAUUCACUCCCUGAAAUUAAUAGCCUUGUAGCCUUAGUAUCGCUAUAUACCUACACCGGCACUUAACGUAACAGCUUAUAAGUCGAUAUGUCCACUGUGUUCAAACAUUAUAAGUCGAUAUGUCCACUGUGUUCAAAGGGGAACAGGCGGGUGAACAACAUCUUAUAUCUGCUGUAAAUGCCAACAAAUUAAGAGCAUGCAAACUGGUGCGCAAAUGCAUUGAUAAUGACAUUUGUGAUAUUUUUAAAACUUACUUCACAAUGCAGCAACAUGGCAGAGAAACAAGAAACAAUAACAAUAUGAUAAAGCUACCAGCGAUUAAAACUGAGUAUGCUCGUAAAUCUUUCUAUUUUAUGGGAGCUAAGAUUUAUAACGACCUACCUAUAGAAUUAAGAAAGAUUGAGAACAAUCCGGAUUUUGAGAAUAAGGUUACGGAACAUUUUAAUGAAUUAUAAACGGUUUUAAAUAUGGUAUAUAAGAAUUAGUUCUUAAUGUACAUAUAGUUUUUAGAGUUUUUUUAGAGUUUUAAUUUUAAUAGUUAGUUCUUUCUAGACUUUUUAGGAUAACAGGACACACAUUGAUAACAGCUUUUUUAGUUGAAGUGUAUUAUCCUGUAUAAAUAUUCGUAUUAAACUUAAACUUAAACUUAAACUAACAGUUUUUAAUAUGUAUAGCUAGUGAUCAGCCUGACUUCGUGACUGUGAUUUGUCUGAGCGAUUUCGAUCUUAACCCAGACCGAACAGCGAAAAAUGGAGCUCUAUCCCGUCUUUGUUCUUCUACCAUCGUUCAGAACGACAUUCACGACGAAUUUUGCCAAAAUAUUCGUUCUGAACGAAGAGUAGCCGAACGAAGACGGGUAUGGUAAGAAUUGGGGUCAGCAUUCAGGGACGCCGGAACGAUGUGAAGGCAGGGGGGGCAGAUUUUCGUGAAAGGGCACUUUUGAAUUGAUAUAUACUAAGAGAUGUUUGCAAAACAUCGGGAGUUGAACUUCGCCUAAUCAUGUUUUCUAUUUAUUGGAUGAUAGGGGUGUGAGGGGGUUCUCCGCCAGGCGAUUGUGCUAUUCUUGAAGCUCGAUGACUGCAUUUCUUGCGUUUUCUGAAGCAAAUUCGUGAAAGAAUUGCACUAACAUUUCUGACAAUUCGCUAUUUCGCCAAGGCAAUCUUUUAAAUUGAGAGGGCACCUUUGCCUCCCUUGCCCCUCCUGGUAAAGGGCAACGGGGGCGACUGCCCCUCCUGCCCCACCAGUUCCGGCGUCCCUGUCAGCAUUCAUAAGCUGUAGACAUGAAUCUAUAACCUGUCGUUGAAAAACCACACUGAGCCGACUUCGAAAAUUGUCAAAUACAUCUUCGUACUAGGUUGUCUCAAUUGCUGAAACUCUAAAAAUAAACUCUCUAAAGUCUAAACAACUCAAUUAAGCCUGGUCACACUAGCAAUUUUGUCGGCGCUGACGGAUGCAAAUGAACGAACUGGCACACAAAAGUAUAGAGUCUCUUCAGCAGUAAACAAUGGACCAUUCCCCCAUUAACCAAAAUUUUGAUCUCAACAAGUCUAGACAAAAUUCCAUCAUAGCAUGAAAAAGCAUCACAAAAUUAGUAAUAUUCCAAAGUUUCGUUGCAAAAUGUUGUAAAAUGCGGAUAAUAUAGCCUUGCGAAAUUUGCAAUUUUCAGUCAUUUUAGAUUACAAACGAGAAAUGGUUACCACUUUUCCAAAAUUUUGAUUUUAACUAGCCUAAACGAAAAUUUCAUCACAGCUUGAAAGAGCAUCACAAAAUUAGUAAUAUUCCAAAGUUUCGUUGCAAAAUGUUAUAAAAUGCAGAUAAUAUAGCCUUGCGAAGUUUGCAAUUUUCAGUCAUUUUGUAUUACGCACAGAAGUGGUAACCAUUUCCCGUUUGUAAUCUAAAAUGACUGAAAAUUGCAAACUUCGCAAGGCUAUAUAGCCAGUAUAUUAUCCGCAUUUUACAACAUUUUGCAACAAAACUUUGGAAUAUUACUAAUUUUGUGAUGCUCUUUCAAGCUGUGAUAAAAUUUUUGUCUAGACUUGUUGAGUUCAAAAUUUUGGUUAAUUAAUUGGGGAAUGGUCCAUUCUAAUUAAGUCUAUUGCAUGUCUUUUAUACUCCAUCACAUUUGCCAGGAGAGAAAAAUCGCCGACAGAUCAAGAAUUGCUAGUGUGAACCAGGCUUUUCAUUCAUAUGAAUACGGCCAAUGUCAUAAUUGUUAUUCAUCACUUUGAAAACUGAUUGUUCUCGAAUGAUACAAAUUUUAACGAUCUGUGUCGGAGGCGUAGGAGGUAAACAAAACACAAGAAAACUGCAGAUGGAUAUGGAUUUAUAAACUAUCUGAAAAAUACUAGUAAAACCUCGACCUGGCGAGCAAAUUAGGCCCUUCGUCGUGAACUUAAUGUUCUCGAAUGUGAUUGCCAGUGUUCGAGACAGCGGUUUUGAUCUGUGUUUAUCUGAAAUUAUAAUAUGCAAACUGAAAGGGGAAGUUGAUAUUAUAGUCUCAAAUUGUAUACUUGUCAUAACCUGUCGCAUAAUUUAUCGAUAAUGAAAGGUUUUGUGAUUGUCAUGCAAAUGAUUUCACACCAGUGUCUAUAAAGAGGGAAGCGCCCACUCGUUUGUGGCUUUGUUUGGUUCUAGUGGAAUUUUGCUGAAGGAACUUUUUCGGCGCAUUUUAAUUUUUAAUAUGUGAACACUGAUCUGAGUGGGCCUGCACAAUGCCAUAGUGUCCUUGCGAUAACUUCAUUAACAGAUAUAAAUAAUUGCGUGUUCAUCUGCAUGUCUGCCUAAAGAUAAACACUCAAGCCAGAUGAGAUCCCACUUAUGCAGGCUUUAGGCAGGAUCUUUGGUCAAGAUAUUUUUUACUUCCUACCACGCGAACGGUAUGAAUAUUUUUUACUGAAUUUGACCUAUAGUUGAGAAAUUUGUUCCUUUUAUUAUUUGGCUCAUUCCCCGUCGCCAUCAGGGCUUUUCAGUGACCGGUUACAUCAAGUAUUACGCUUACUUAUGUUAACUGGAAUGCUACCUCAUCAACCGGAAAUUUGAAGCCAACCUUGAGGGCCUGUCCCAGUCUUUUCACGCACGCGAAGAGCGCGAUCAAUCCGUCAACAUGAACAUGUAUUCUUGAAAACUGGCUUAAAGGACAUUGGCAAUAAAAAAUUUGUUCAGUUCAUUUGAAAGAACUCUUAAAACUAUAUAUCAAACUCUAUUACAGAUUUUUAUAUCUUGCUUACUUUUCAAAAUAUUUCGAUUGAAAAAAGUAAGCGGAUUAUUGAGGAUAUGCAUGUUACGUCAACAGAGGGUCACGCUAAUUUUUAUCAUGAGAGUGAGCGAUAAAUGUGGGUCCAAAACGUCGUUUCUGGUUGCUGUCUGAAAUUUAGAAAUGAUUAAAAACAUUGCAAACAAAUUUGGAUUGUUACUCGGUCAUUUUAGAGUAGUUUUAUAUGCAGGUUCAGCCAACUCCUGACGUCAUCAAACUCAUAGUGAAUGAUGUCAAGAAUUAGUCCAAGAUGGUGGACAGCUCAUUAAUUUCGGUCUACUGAAAUAUUUCGAGAACUAAGCAAGAUAUGACAAAUCGGUAAUAGAGUUUAAUAUAUAAGUUUAAGAGUUCUUUUGAAGCAGAGAAACUAUUUUUUAUUGCCAAUGUCCUUUAAAAUUAUUGUUCCCAUGCCAGUAUAGCUUUGAGUGGCUAUGUUCCCAGUAUGGCUAUGUUCCCACUAUGGUUCCAAGUAUCGUUCCUAUACAAUCGGCUUAAAAGUUAAUUUUAUGCACUUUUCAUGUUAAUAUUUGUUCAAAUAUAUCAGGUGUUAAUGUGUGUUUGUGUCUUUAAAUAUAUGUUAUAACUAUUGUUGUCUUUCUUGGGAUGCAUGGUCUUCAAGAAUAUGGGAUUCUUGUGCUGUUGACUAUAUCUUCAACCUUAUUAGUCUCAAUCCAUGUGUAUAACCUUAAAUUUAUUAUCUAUUUGUUCAUGUAUAUUCAAUUCGUUGUAAAGUUAAAGGUAGGGUACAGUCCGUAGGUAAACAAAGCCUUUGUUUACAUUUCGCUGGCAAAAUAUUGAACUUUAUUCGACAACUAUUUAUAUUUUCAUGCUUCUACAGUAUAAUAAAUGAUAAAGAUACAACAAUCAGGCUUUGCAAGAACAUAAAAUGAAAUAAAAUCCUAAUUAAAGUGUUAUAUCACGGCAGGAGACUCCUAUGUGCGCAUGCGCAGGCCAGACUGUACCCUAUCUUUAAUAAAGAAAUUAAUAAUGUACAUGAAAAAAUGUCUCAAUUCUGAUUGCCUAAGAGGAGUGCAAUGUUUUCGAAAUACAGUGCCGCCAAAAACUGAAACUAUAAGGCAGUGCCAAAAAAUGAAAUACAGUUCGUGCAAGUUUCAUUGCCUAUAAGAUACAGCUAUUUCUAGCAGAGAAAACAAUAAAGAACCCCAAACAUUUACAAGUGACGUUUUUAGUGGAUUUUCUAUUGAAAUUAUUUAUAUUAAAAUUAACUAUUUCGCAUGUGACCUACGCACGCAUGUGACUGCAUAAUUUUUUCAUGUAUAUUAAUAAUAAGUAAUAGUAUGGUUUCUCGUGCAAUAUGAAAAAAAACAUACACUGGUUAGUUUUCAAAGAGUUACGCCCGUAUUCUAAAAACUCACUCAUACUCACACUUCGAUGAGUGGAGGUUCAAUAUGAGCUUCUCUUGAGUGUCAAUGCCGUUUUUGAAUAGCUGGAGGGUGAGCAGUCACAUAGUAAGGUAUGACACUAGCCCUCCAGCUAUUCAAAAACAGCAAUGACACUCGGAGUAAGCUCACAUUGAACUUCCACUCAUUCAUUGUGAGUGAGCUUUUAGAAUACGGGCGUUCAAAUUGCACUGGUCCUUCGGACUCAUUUGUCGGAUCAGUUCUGUAAUAAUUACGUAAUUAUGUAAGUAUUACCACAGCUCAUUUUGAGUGCAUGCGCAUUGUAACGUCAUUUGUGUGUUCCCGCCUAGAUAUUCGAGUUGUUCUGUUCUCUAUUAAAUUAACCCACUGUCUUUUCUAUUUCAGACAACUGCUUCUUUGCACGAUUUAUGACGUUACAGCACGCGAUCAAUUACGGUGUUUCUUACAAAAAUCGCGGCAAGAAUAUGGAAAGCAUCACUUUUGUGCAAAAACGCAACUUGACCUUGUUCGCAUUCUCCAUGCGAAUGUUAUUCAUGGGCGUUGAAUAUGCGGUCAUAUUUCCCUCCGUUUGGUUGUAUCUGAAAAUGUUCCACGUCGAUUAUUGGUAUCUUGGGUUGGUGUUAUCUGCUUAUAAUAUGGUAGGAAUUGUAUCCACUAUCCUGGUUGGCAGGCUAGCUGAUGCGACGAGGAGGAUUCGUCUGACCGGAUUCAUUUGGAAUUUGACUGAAAUUGCGGGGAAUUUUGUGUACGCGAUGCACUUUAAUGUUACAUUACCUUUGUUCGGUCGAAUGAUUGCGGGUUUUGGAGAGGGGUACAUCUCCGCUAUGUGGGGGGAGUUGGCCCGUGUCACGACGAAGGAACAACGAACACGUUACUUUACCAUCCUCAAAGGCAGCAAUCUUCUUGGGGCGGCCAUCGGACCUGCAUUGAACUUAUUUCUGAAGGAAUUCAAUUUCUACAUCGGAAGUUGGCAUAUUGAUUUUCGAACGUCGCCUGGUUUCUUUAUGGGCGUGGUCUGGGUCAUUGUAACUCUAAUCAUGUUGGUGUUUGUCUACGAUCUUUCGUCGGAGAUGAAAGCCAGGCCUGGGUAUGGAUAUUAAUAUUUUUUAUCUCCGCUUGCAGGCUAAGUUUUCGGCCAUACAUUUUAUACAUUUAUUAAGACCUAUACCAGGUGUAGCUGCAAAAAAUGCAACGGUAUGCCCUCUGACGGGAAUAGAACCUGCGGCCCUGCGAUUCCGGUGCAGUGCUCUAACCAACUGAGCUACAGAGUCGUGUUGUCGAGAUGUAAACUACCUAAUCACAAGUUAAUGCGCAUAUACUUAGGUGAUGCCAUGGUAGGAUAUAUGGCUGACUUCUUACCUCUGCUGCACAAGUUUGUGGUCGAGCAUGGCUCGCGAGCAACGACAAUGAAAACGUCAAAUAUUUACCAGUAAAUGGAUCAGUUCAAUUUAGCUAUGAGACAAAUUGUUUGUUGUUUGGUAUAGUUCAACGUUUUAUCGCUUGGAUACUUGUCGUUUCUAGUACUAUAGUCAGAUGCUUUAUCAUAGUGUUCCCGUUCUUUUUCGAUUUGGCUUUCUUGUGUUUGAUGCAAUUAUCGUAUCCUUUUUCGUAUUUGUCUUUUUUGUGUUCAACUUUGUAAUUUUUACACAAAGAUUGUAUUUGUAUUUUUGUCAAUUGGAAGCCCCCUUGAUAAGCCUUGGCUUUUUGGGCAAACAUAUUAAUAAAGUUUAUAUGAAAAAAUAAAUAUCAAGAUUUUUGGGCAUCUCACUGUAAUCUUUCGGCAAUGUAAGUUCAAUCGAGUGAGAUAUGACCAAGCAUUACGGAAAAAUUACCCAUGUGUCCCUAAGCUCAAGAAGCAAUACAGUCUUUAUUGCCAGUAUGCCAAAAAUUCCUUUGUCUAAUAUAAUUUAGCAUGCGCAACGGCGCUAAGGGAGUGGUAUAAUUCGCUCAAAAUAUUACUUAACGUCUGCUCCGAAGGAAAAUAGUUAUAAUUUUGCUUCCCGAGAGUCACACAUACAUUAUGUGUUUAAUUUUGUUAUAUAGCGACAAAGAAAAAAACAUUUACAGAACAAUUAUAUUCCAUCAAUAAAAACUCUUCAGUAUAAAUUAUUUUUAACCAUCAAAAAACCUGUUAAAAAGUGUUUGUGUAGCAUUUCCAGUUGCCGUAUUUCCUUCACUGCUCUUCUGUAUUCCUUUUGUAAACUGCUUGAAAAUCUUUCUUUCUAAAAUUUUGACUCCAUUUCAGUCGAGUAUUUAUUUACGUAGCCGGUUGGGUCGACUUGGAGCGGGUAACAAUUUUUCACUUGUUGCCCGGCGGGAUACAUUGCAUUUAUCCGGAUUCACGUCGCCAAAAAUCAGAGAUUGGAUACCUCCACAAACAAUCUAGCUAUAGAAUGUGCUAAAAUUGCUUCUAUCAGGGAUCCCAAGUGUGGAGGACAGAGGGGCAACUUGCCUUGGGCCAACAGCCUGACAGCGAUCGGACUUUUCAUUUGAGAUGAUACCAAAAAAUAAUUUUUUGGAACAAGACUUGGGCCUUCAAGACUUGGGCUUUACUCGGGCCUUCUUUCAAGUUCAACGAGACUAUUUCAUUCUGAAAUUAAGAUUUUUCUGAUAAAUUGGGAACCCUUUCAUGACUUUUCAUUGCGAGGGGGGCGGGGGGAGGGGGGGAGUACACUCCACAAUUCACAGCCGAUACGUCCCUGCGCGCAAACAGAACCUUCUGGUGUUGUUGAUCAUGUUAUAUAUAUUCACGACAUAUAAUACACUUGAAAAUGUAUAAUAAACAAUCUUGCAUAUACACAAGAAACAAGUGCUUAUUUUGUUCAUAAUUUCAUUUCAAGAUACAAGUUGCUUCUUCAGGAAAACUCUGACGAAAUUGAGGAUGGUGUCGGUUCACUCCUGUCGGGCUCAAUUACCCCUCAAGAAAAUGGAAAGAGCGAUCAUGGGCGAAAAGACGAGACAGGAAAUGAUGUAGCUGAAGAAGCCGAGCAGGAAACCGAGGAAAAUGAUAAAAAAGGCUUGCUAGAGAAGACCGCAGAACCAACCGAGCCCGGAAUGGUGGAACAAUCUGACGAGCCUGCAACAUUUUGCUCCGCGAUGAAGGACAUGUUCACAAAGUUCGAAGUGAAUGUUCUUGUUUACUUGCUGUUCUUUAUGUAUAUCACUCACACUUGCUUGCAAGGAAUAACCCCUUUGGUGGCAGAACGGAUGUUAAAAUGGAAUGAGACCAAAGUCAGUAUCGUCUAUACUGUUUGGGGAUUGGAGAUUAUUGCCGUCCUGAUUGUCGUUUGGUUGGUGUCGCCAAAAAUCGCCGACCGCGUUAUCCUACUGUCAGCGGUCAUCUGCGGUUCCCUCGCAUCGGUGAGCCUAAUCGUCCUAUCCUACUCCACCCCUGAGAGUAAACUUUGUUACUACAGCUUUUUAGUGACCAUAUUCCUCGGCGGGGUGGGCAUAUCAAUAACAGUUGUUGUCGGACGGUCACUGGUGUCCAAACACACGCGACCGGAAAAUCAGGGACUCGUUCACGCUAUCCUUACGUCAUUUAACCGAUUGGCCGGUCUUCUAGGCCCAAUAUUUGGCAGUAGUUUGUAUACACAUAAAACUGUCAUGGGUUGUUUGAUCGCAGGCGUACAAUUUCUUGGUUUAAUAUUGGUGAUUGUGGCUUUUGGACGGUUGAAAGUUGUAAAUAAGUCGUAAUAUAUUGGUAAAGGGAAUUUGAGAUUUGAUUCAGGUGGCUCUUGCAAGUCUUAGGAAACUAACGCUUGUAUUGUAAAAGCUCACUUUCAUUCACAUACAGAGAGUAGAGGUUCAAUGCGAACUUCCCUUAAGUAUCAAUGCAAUUUUUGAAUAGCUGGAUGAUUAGUGUCGUCGGCCCUUACUAUGGGCGCUUUCCAUUAACACGGCCAGACCGGUCAGAACGCUCAAAUUGUUGAAUGGAACACAAAACGUUUGGGCUCGGAUCUAUCUGACCGGAAAAUUUAGAUAAAAUUAGAAUGAGGUCCAUUUUCGCUAGAUAUUUGAGAAACAUAGGCCAGAUCUUUCCAUUGAUACAGAGAACAAUUCUGGUCUGAUCGGUCAGGUCAUUAAAUGGAAAGCGCUCCAUGUGACUACCCCCUCCAGCUAUUCAAAAACAGCAUUGACACUCAAGGGAAGCUCAGAUUGAACUUCUACUCUUUGAGUGUGAGCUUUUAGAAUACAGGCGUAAGUCUAACAAAAAGAUCCUGUAGUUCCAGUUUGCCGAUUGACCCACGAUCUUAUCCUGGCGUAUGUACUCAAACAAAUGCGCGUAAAGAUGUCACAUUUCGCCAUAGAUUGAUGAACUGGAAUAGUUGCAUCAAUUCAUAUACGCCACAACUGGUCCUAUCGUGUAAACGGGCCUUUUGGUGCAUUACGACCUAUUUACACGAACGGCAGACCGCAAACUUAAAACCGGAUUUUUGAAAUCAACUGUUAGCUGUUCGACGUUGGAUGAGCUACUUAGCUUUGGACGACAAAAUAAAUUAGAUUUGAAGUUUGCCAUUUGCUGUUAGCGGUCUUCCAUGAACGUCAAUCUUAAGGUUUCUAUAAUCUAUAAAUUGAACUGAUAUUCUGUCUACACACGUAAAAACGCACAAGUUGUAACAAACCUGCAGCAGACUUGUAGCAAUGCUGUUCCAACAACUUGUCAACAGGAUGUGUUCGCACUGCUUGUUCCCAGCUUGUUGACAAGUUGCAACAACUUGUUAUCCUGCUAUUCAACAAUUUGUCAACAAGUUGUGAGUGACAACCUUGUAGCAACUUGAUAAAAUAACAACAUUGUUACAACUUGUAGUGACAAGCUUGCUGCAAGCCUGUUGCGAACACAUCUUGUUGACAAGUUGUGAGAUUACUAGCUACUUGUAGAUCGUUGUGCAUCAAUACAUUUUAGUUUUUAAUAACUUGUAAGUGCCUAAAUGAUUUGGUUCCAGUAUAUCUAAGUGAUUAUUUUGUUAACAGCAGAAGAUUAGAAAUAUCGAGAUAAAGAUAUAAAGAGAUCAUCGUUUAUCAUGUUACUAAUUAUUAAAUCUUUCCAAAAAACCUUUGC